GCAGCAGCACCGCUUGUGUGCUCGUGCUGAAUCGAGAGAAUAGCACCGUCUAUACCGCUAAUAUCGGCGAUAGCGGUUUUAUGGUUGUUCGAAAGGGUGAAAUCAUCCACAAGUCCGAAGAACAGCAACAUUACUUCAAUACACCAUUUCAGUUAUCGCUACCGCCCCCGGGACAUGGCCAUAAUGUGCUAAGCGACAGUCCGGAUUCGGCGGAUACUCUUAGCUUUUCCGUGAAAGAAGGCGACGUUAUAUUGGUGGCCACAGAUGGCGUCUUUGAUAAUGUCCCCGAGCGUUUGUUGCUUGAUGUACUCAAAGAGGCGGCAAACCUGACGACAUAA
Molecule: messenger RNA, 338 nt
Organism: Rhagoletis zephyria (snowberry fruit fly)
Lineage: Eukaryota; Metazoa; Arthropoda; Insecta; Diptera; Tephritidae
Product: protein phosphatase PTC7 homolog
Biological process (GO): protein dephosphorylation
Cellular component (GO): mitochondrion
Molecular function (GO): protein serine/threonine phosphatase activity
Source: RefSeq, a predicted model, not a curated record